Phalacrocorax carbo (great cormorant) is the source of this 4364-nucleotide messenger RNA. NCBI's taxonomy places the organism in Eukaryota, Metazoa, Chordata, Aves, Suliformes, Phalacrocoracidae. The record is from RefSeq and is a predicted model, not a curated record.
GUGAGGCGGAGCGGGGCCGCGCCGUGCCGGGCCGGACCCAGGCGCUCCGGGGCCGGGCCGCGCUCCCCGCCGCCCCCGCGGUAAGUUCCGCGGCUCCCGGGGCGCGCAGGGCGGCGGAGCGAUGCCGGUACGCCGGGGCCAUGUGGCCCCCCAAAACACCUACCUGGACACGAUCAUCCGCAAAUUUGAAGGGCAAAACCGCAAGUUCCUCAUCGCCAACGCCCAGAUGGAGAACUGCACCAUCAUCUACUGCAACGAUGGCUUCUGCGAGAUGUUCGGCUACUCCCGCGUGGAGGUGAUGCAGCGACCCUGCACCUGCGACUUCCUCACCGGCCCCGACACCACCAAGAGCUCUGUCGCGCAGCUCACCCAGGCCCUGCUCGGCUCCGAGGAGUGCAAGCUCGAGAUCCUCUACUACCGCAAAGACACCUCGUGUUUCCGCUGCCUGGUGGACGUGGUGCCGGUGAAGAACGAGGACGGCGUCGUCAUCAUGUUCAUCCUCAACUUCGAGGACUUGGCACAGCUCAUCGCCAAGAGCGCCAGCCGGAGCCUGCACCAGCGCCUGUCGCAGAGCUUGCGCGGAGAGGCUUCCCACGUCAAACCCAACCCCCCAAACUCCACCUCGGACUCAGACCUCAUGAAAUACCGGACCAUCAGCCAGAUCCCCCAGUUCACGCUCAAUUUUGUGGAGUUCAACCUAGAGAAGCACCGCUCGGGCUCCACCACGGAGAUUGAGAUAAUUGCUCCCCACAAGGUGAUGGAGCGCACCCAGAAUGUCACCGAGAAGGUCACACAGGUGCUGUCCCUGGGCGCUGACGUCCUUCCCGAGUACAAGCUGCAGGCACCACGCAUCCACCGAUGGACCAUCCUGCACUACAGUCCCUUCAAGGCUGUGUGGGACUGGCUCAUCCUUCUGCUGGUCAUCUACACAGCUGUCUUCACCCCCUACUCAGCUGCCUUCCUGCUCAAUGAGGAGCAGGUGGAGGAGAAGCACUGGGACUGCAGCUACUCCUGUGACCCGCUCAACAUCAUUGACCUCAUCGUGGACAUCAUGUUCAUCGUUGACAUUGUCAUCAACUUCCGUACCACCUAUGUCAACAUCAAUGACGAGGUGGUCAGCCACCCCGGCAAGAUCGCCAUCCACUACUUCAAGGGAUGGUUCCUCAUUGACAUGGUCGCUGCCAUCCCCUUUGACCUGCUCAUCUUCCGCUCUGGCUCUGAUGAGACCACCACACUCAUUGGCCUCCUGAAGACCGCCCGACUGCUGCGCCUGGUCCGUGUGGCCCGCAAGCUGGACCGCUACUCUGAGUAUGGAGCAGCCGUGCUCUUCCUGCUCAUGUGUACCUUCGCCCUCAUCGCCCACUGGCUGGCCUGCAUCUGGUACGCCAUCGGCAACGUGGAGCGGCCCUACAUGGAGCACAAGAUUGGCUGGCUGGACAACCUGGGUGACCAGAUCGGCAAGCGCUACAAUGACAGCGACCUCUCCUCUGGCCCAUCCAUCAAGGAUAAAUACGUCACUGCCCUCUACUUCACCUUCAGCAGCCUCACCAGCGUGGGGUUCGGCAACGUCUCACCCAACACCAACUCCGAGAAGAUCUUCUCCAUCUGUGUCAUGCUUAUUGGCUCUCUGAUGUACGCCAGCAUCUUUGGCAAUGUCUCUGCCAUCAUCCAGCGCCUGUACUCAGGCACGGCCCGCUACCACACCCAGAUGCUGCGGGUUAAGGAGUUCAUCCGCUUCCACCAGAUCCCCAACCCCCUGCGUCAGCGCCUGGAGGAGUAUUUCCAGCAUGCCUGGUCCUACACCAACGGCAUUGACAUGAAUGCGGUGCUGAAGGGUUUCCCCGACUGCCUGCAGGCAGACAUCUGCCUCCACCUCAACCGCACGCUGCUCCAGAACUGCAAGGCUUUCCGAGGAGCCAGCAAAGGCUGCCUGCGCGCCCUGGCCAUGAAGUUCAAGACGACUCAUGCGCCACCCGGAGACACCCUGGUGCACUAUGGAGAUGUCCUCACCACACUCUACUUCAUCUCCCGGGGCUCCAUUGAGAUCCUCCGGGAAGACAUUGUGGUGGCCAUCUUAGGGAAGAAUGACAUCUUUGGGGAGCCCAUCAGCCUCUACGCACGCCCAGGGAAGUCCAAUGCUGAUGUGAGGGCCCUGACCUACUGCGACUUGCACAGGAUCCAGCGGGAGGACCUGCUGGAAGUCUUGGACAUGUACCCAGCCUUCUCUGACAACUUCUGGAGCAACUUAGAGAUCACCUUCAACCUGCGAGAUGCAGACAGCGUUCCCCGCUCACCACUCAGCGAGGAGUAUGACUGCACCUACCGGCGGGUGCGCCGACGCAAGCAUUCCCUUUGCCAGCCCAACAAGCCUGACCCAGACACGGGCAUCUCUGAUGCAGAGCAGUAUCACACCUACUCCGAGCUCACCAACCCGCAGGACCCACUGAGUAAGGACCAGUGGGACGACCUGGGCAGCAGCACCACUCCCUGCUCCCAGACCAGCGAUGAUGAGGUCAAGACUAGCAGCCCUAUGAAAGCUGAGCCCUUCCCCACAUCCAAAAAAGAUGACUUUGCUCUGCCCACGCUCAGCCUCGUCACCACCAGCGGCACAGAGGUCAGCAAGCAGGCGGCAGAGAGCAGCCAGUCCUACGCAGCCACCCCCCUGGACAUCCCCAAUAUGUUUACCUUCUGGGAGGACCGAAGGCCGAACCACCACCAGGAGCCUUUGCAACACAUCUCCUUGGUACACAGCUCACGGGACAUCCCCCUGCACAGCGACUACAGACUGGGGCAGAUCGAGACCAGGCUGGAGCUCCUGCAGGCCCAGCUCAGCAGGCUGGAGUCCAGGAUGUCGUCAGACAUUAAUAUAAUCCUCCAGCUCCUGCAGCGCCAGCUGUCCCAAGUGCCACCCGCAUACAGCCCCAUCUCGCCAUCCUCCCAGAACCUGGCCCUGUACGGCAUCCUCCCGCGGAGCCUGGAGCCACUCACCCCCUGCGCACCCCUGGAGGACGCGGCAACGACGACCCCAGAGCAGAGCCCAAGCUACACAGAGGUAGAAAAGUUCCAACUGAAAUCCAGGGACUCCUUGUCAAGCGGGAUGCACCUUGCUGUGGCAUCUGACGAAACCAUGACGGUCUACUCCGAGCAGAAUCACCAUUCCCCGCCUCUCCUGAACGCAGAGCCUCCCCACCAAAGGGCACCAACUACCCAGGGACUCUUCUGGGGCUCUCGUUUCCCUUCCCUCCCUGAGCACUUGGAGGCAUCUUCCGAGCACCAGGACAUUCAGAGACACCUCUCCGACCCAGUGCUUCCUGGAAGUUAGAGAUGUCAGGGCUACGAAGCAAGUCAAGAAGAACCUCAACUGCAAGCUCGGUCAGUUGAUGUUGAUUUUGACUGCAAGGGUAAGAUGGAGGACAAUGCCAUUGGCUCAGGGGUAUAAUUUGUAGCUGUCUUCUGCCACUGUCAAAGGAAGCGUAGAGUGGCUGGCUUCCAAGGUCAACGUUUUCCAGCAGUUCCCAUAGAGUAGAUCUCAUUUGCACAUUAUAGUGGACCCAGAGCAGUUCUUUCUUAUGGCCACCCACAAGCUGGCUAGGCCAAACGGUACCCACCGCCUCUUCCUUGCCAAGGCUUCCUCUCGAGAACGGUGCAAGCCAAACGAGCCACAGUGACUGGAGGAGAGCAAAUCCACAGCUCUUAGCUGCAAGGUCACUUCGCUGUCAGCUCUUUGGAGCAGCAACCAUUGCGCUGGUACUGGGCUUAGCCCAGCAGAGCCUGUGGGCAUUACAGAAAGGGUAGUCACCAGAGGAGGAGGAGGAGGAGGAGAUCUCCACAGUGUGGUACUGGGGGGAGCUGCAGGUGGGAAGCCCAGGACAAGGACAGAGGACAACAGCUAUCCUUGUCCUACUUGACAAGAUGAAAAACUAAGAGCCGACAGCCCCUGCCACUUCAGCAUGCUUCAGCACGAGUCCUAGGGCACUGACUUCUCCAGCAAGGCCGAUCACGCCUUGCAAACCCUAACACGUACCCCACAAUUUCCCAGACACACCAAACUGGUCACCAGCCUGGGCAUAAAGCACAAAACUCAGAAGCACAAUCCCAGAAAGCCAAAAAACCCCAGACACCUCAUUGCCAGCCCUUCCUCCCAGCUUCUCUCUUUUCAUAAAGGUUUGAUAGAUGCUUCCUCCACCCCAGCCCUUUCCCCAGCAGACUCCUGCAGCAUCCCCCGUAGGAGAAGACCACUUAGCACUGCCGCCUUGCCAUUCGGUUAGAUGCUGUGACAGUCCUAGGCCGCCUGCUCAAGUAAUGUAUUGAGCUCCCUUUGAGAGUAGUAAAACUGUGAGCAUCUCUUUCUCUGGAGUUUUAGU